This is a messenger RNA of Nerophis lumbriciformis (worm pipefish), 2003 nucleotides long. RefSeq lists its product as uncharacterized. Gene Ontology annotation, cellular component: transcription regulator complex; PcG protein complex; chromatin. Gene Ontology annotation, molecular function: RNA polymerase II cis-regulatory region sequence-specific DNA binding; DNA-binding transcription factor activity, RNA polymerase II-specific. NCBI's taxonomy places the organism in Eukaryota, Metazoa, Chordata, Actinopteri, Syngnathiformes, Syngnathidae. The record is from RefSeq and is a predicted model, not a curated record. Gene Ontology annotation, biological process: regulation of transcription by RNA polymerase II.
UUAGCAAAAAUGGAGCCCUUUCUAUUCAAUACGAGCGUACACAACGCCUGCCUGAUGGAGUGUAGUCGAGUUAAACCAUUACAAAUGUUGAAAAAAUGUGUGCAGGAUCGACUAAUGGUGGCAGCUGAUGAAAUAUUGGCGCUGUUUGAAAGAACAAUAGCGUCGUACGAGGAGGAACUCUCUCGAACAAAAAAGCAGGAGCGACAUCGACAACAACUGGAAGCUGCUCGCAAGACUCAAACAGUGUUACACAUUAAAGACUUCCAGCAGCUGACUAGUUGUCAAGAGGAACGUCCUUUGAAGCCGCACAGGGGGAGCGCCACUUUAAAGCAGGAGGACCUAAGGCCCCCCCGCAUUAAAGAGGAAGAGGAGGAACUCUGGACCACUCAAGGAGCAGAGUGUCUUCUAUGGCCUAAUGAGGCCAAUCUCACCAACUUACCAUUGACUAUUGUCUCUGUGAAGAUCGAAGAUCAUGAAGACAAACCUCCUGAGCCCUCACAUUGUCAUCACAGUCUAAGUGAGGAGAACAAAGGGGCAGAGCCUCCCAGUAACAGCUCAACACAAUACAUGACAAGAGCUGAUGGAGACCAUCACGAAGAGUCACAACCAGACAACCUCAUAGCUCCAGUAUCAGAUAGUGAUGAUAGAACAUCACUCUACUCUACUGUAUCUGACGAUGAAGGCGUCAACGACACUCAAGAAGUAUUGGGCACCAAUAUAGACUGCGAAGGUGAUAUAAAUACUCUCACUGACAACAAAUGCUCUAAGUACUAUAAAAAGAAGACAGGUACAACAUUUGCAAAAUAUUCAGUUUGUGCUAAAAAGAGUGAUUGGACUCAACACUUGAGAAGGCAAGCAGGAGAAAAACCUUUUAGUUGCUCAGUCUGCGGUCAUGCAUUUUCCCACAAGUCCUCUCUAAAUUGUCACAUAAGAACACACACAGGUGAAAAACCUUUUAGCUGCUCAGUUUGUCAAAAAACAUUCUCGGUCAAAAGUAAUAUGUUGUCACACAUGAGGAUACAUGAAGGCGAAAAACCUUUCAGUUGCUCAGUUUGCGGUCAUGCAUUUACCCAGAAGUCGACCUUGAAAUGUCACAUGAGAACACACACAGGUGAAAAACCUUUUAGUUGUUCAGUUUGCCAUAAAACAUUCUCUGUAAAAAGUAAUAUGUUAACACACAUGAGAAGACAUGAAGGCGAAAACCUUUUUGUUACUCAGUCUGCAGUCAUGUGUUUGGCCACAAGUCCACUUUAAAGUGUCACAUGAGAAUGAAACACAGGAGAAAAACCUUUCAUUUGCUCGGACUGCUGUACAAAAUACUCAGAAAUCGCAAUAGACAAGACACAGAAGAACAUUUUAAUUAUGCAGAUUGUGACAGAUUUUCUAAAAGUUAUUCUAGGUGAAGGACACAAGAACACACGCACGAGAAAAACAUUUAGUUGUCAAUUUCAUGAUAAAAGAUCCCCUAACAAAACUAAGGGUGCCCCAAUAAGAUAAUAAUGUCAGAUUUUGGUGUAAUAUGUUUACUUGUGCAGAGUCCGAUAUUAGAUAAACGUCCUCCAACAACUACACAAGGCUAGUAUUUUCUUGUAAUUUAGUAAAGCAAUUUACAAUGGGUAAACAUGGUAGGCUAUAGGCUACUAGGAGUAAGCAGCUACACAACAGCUAAGCACACAAUACAACACAAGUUAGUCAUUCAUAAUAAGUGUCCUUAAUUUAACAUUAUUGUAGUUUAUAACACAUUUGUCAAGAUAAACAAGUAUCAACUAGUUAUAGUUGCAUAUUAAAUAUACCAAGUCUCCAAAGCAGAAGUGUAUUAGGAAGUAUCUAGUAACAAACGUGUCUACAUCAUUCAAAUAUCUGCGUCGUGAGCUUAAUUAUUGAGCUUAAUUAUUGUAGCAACUAAGUGGUGCCAAAAAGCAAAUUACGACUCCACUUCAAGUUAAAGACAUACGUCCAUUCCAAUUAACAAUACAUAGGUUAGCGUUUUCAUUGCCUACCAU